Molecule: messenger RNA, 1274 nt
Organism: Antechinus flavipes (yellow-footed antechinus)
Lineage: Eukaryota; Metazoa; Chordata; Mammalia; Dasyuromorphia; Dasyuridae
Product: immunoglobulin superfamily member 1-like
Exons: 4
Coding region: 178-918 (246 amino acids)
Source: RefSeq, a predicted model, not a curated record
UUCACCUCAUAGCCUCAGCAGCCUGAGCCAGUGUCCUCAAGGGCCUGCCAUUCUCAGGUUCUUGGACCUUUCCCUUCUGAGUACCCAGACCUCCCUGGGCAAUGUCGGAGGCCAGGAUCAGCUCUUGCUGGGAUUGGCUCCUGUCAGCCCUAGAGAACCACAAGGGACAGCCUGACCAUGGAAGCUUUGGGCUCCACCAGUCUGGGAUUCUCAGGAUCUCUUCCCAGGCCAUCCCUCUCAGCCCAUCCAGGUCCUGUGGUGAAGCCAGGGGAAGAGGUGAUCUUCUGGUGCAGGAGGCCGCCAGGGCCCUAUGAAUGGCUGGUGACGUUCAGUCUGCUGAAGGCGGGGAGGCCAAAGUCCUUAGAGGAAAAGGAGAUACACUUUUCUCAAGCCAAUUUCUUCCUGAAGUCUCCGAGUGUCCAGGAUUCCGGGAACUACAGCUGCAUGUACUAUGAGACUUUCUGCCCACAAGUCAGGUCAGAAGCCAGUGAGACCCUGGAGGUCUGGGUGACAGACAGCCUUCCCAAGCCCUCACUCUCAGCCCGGCCCAGUUCCAAGGUAACCUCAGGGGAUAACAUAACCCUCCUGUGUCAGGGGCCAUCCCGAGGUGUGGAGUUUGCUCUGUACAAGGAUGGAGAGGAGAUGCCUGUGAGCACCCGUGAGCCCACCCAGCAGGGGGCAGAGUUCCCCUUCAUCCAUGUGAACAUCAACCAGACUGGAAAGUACAGGUGCUCUUAUCUCCUUGGCAGAGAGAGUCAAGUCCUGGCCCUGCCCAGUGAUCCCCUGGAGCUUAUAAUACAAGACUCUACCCAGUCGGUUUAUUUUGUGAUCAAUCUCGUUCGCAUCAGCCUGGUUGGAUUGGUCCUCCUUGUCAUGGGGAUACUUUUGGUCAGUGAGUGGAACAGCCUGAGGAGUUGAGGAUGAGCCAGAAAAUGUCUGCCUGGAGCAGUAAGGCUGGACAGACAGAGAUCAAAGGAUACCAGGAACUUCAAACUAACCAGCAAGUAUCGAGGGAAAGAGAUUAGGCAACUCUGGGCAGCAUGAGAAGACUUGGAUCCAAACCCAGCUAAUGUCCAGAGCUGAUCAUCAGAAACCUUCUGUCUCCUUCCAUUGGCCCAGUACCACCUGCUUCCUGCUCUCCAGCCCUGCUUCUUUUCAUGCUGUAUCACUAGGUCCUCUCCUCUCCAGAUUCCCUUCAUACACAUGUCAUGAAUGUGUGUUCCCAGGUUUUAUUAAUAAAGAGAAAAGAUAAAACAUAUUUCCCAAAUGGCAAA